AUGGUUAACCGACGACUGACCACGUGGCUGGAAGACCAUAAACUUCUCGACCAACGCCAAUUUGCCUUCCGGAAGGGACGCGGGACUGGAGCCCACCUAGGCUCCCUCGGUGAAAUACUGGACAAAGCAAGAUCUGAAAACCUCCACGCCGACAUCGCCAUUCUCGACGUGGCAAAAGCCUACAACACCGUCUGGCGCGAAGGCGUACUACAAGAAUUGAAGCGAUGGGGCAUACAGGGAAACCUCGGCGGCACACUAUCCGACGAGUUUCGCGAGACCAACGGAGUGCCGCAAGGAUCAGUACUAGCUGUGACCCUAUUCCUCGUGAGGAUGAACUCGCUCUUCGCCGCGCUACCCGGGGGCAUCUACGUAUUCGUAUAUGCGGAUGACAUCAUCUUGGUGGCCCUAGGGAGAACCAUACCCCGUACAAGGAUAUCCCUCCAGGCGGCCGUCAACGCGGUCGGCCGAUGGGCACUCGCGACCGGCUUCAACAUCGCAGCAGAAAAGUGCGCCAUAACACACUGCUGCAGCACAUAUCACCCAGCCAAUGCUCGACCAAUACGCCUCAACAACAUCGUAGUUCCGUUUCGAAAGGAACCAGUUGUUCUCGGGAUCACGCUCGAUCGGAAACUAACCAUGAUGCCACAUUUCCGACGAUUAAAAAAAGACUGCGAGAGCAGAAAGCGGCUGGUCCGCACGAUCUGCUCCCGCCACCCUAAGAACAACCGCCGAGCAGCACUGAACGUCGCAAGAUCACUAAUACACAGUAGCAUAUUUUACGGGAUCGAGAUGACAUGCCGAAACCUGGACGGACUCUCCAACAUCCUCGGGCCCCUAUACCACGGAGCGGUGCGGUUAGCCUCCGGGCUAUUACCGAGUACCCCUGCCGAAGCAGCCUGUGUGGAGGCCGGAGUACUACCCUGCCGCUGGGAAGCAGCCAGGGUGGCUCUCAAACGUGCACUUAGUUUCCUGGAGAAGACAUCGGGCGACGAAUGCCUCCUGCUUACCAUCGCAAGCAACAUACACCAUGAAUUCACUGGCAACUCCCUCCCACCCAUCGCCCGGCUGCACCGAGUGGGACCACGGGCCUGGUACGACUCCGGACCAAAUGUUGACGACAGCCUUGCUCGUAUAAUAAAGGUUGGUGACCACCGGAACAGUAUAAUGAUAAAGUACCGACAACUAGUACACAGAAAGUAUGCACGACACAACCAAAUCUUCACCGACGGCUCCAAGGCUGACGACGGAGUAGGCGCGGGAAUCAGUGGCUUGGGGAGCGGGCUCUCCUUCCGCUUACCCGGAUCCUGCUCAAUAUUCUCAGCGGAAGCGGCCGCCAUUGCAGUGGCAAUGGCCAUAAGAACCUCCGACACACCGACGGUCAUAUUCACCGACUCGCUCUCGGUCCUGAGAGACGUCGAAAGCGGAACCUCCAAGCACCCGUUCGUUCAGGCCAUCGAGAUUCAUCGAGACCCACUGGUCACAAUCUGCUGGGUCAAGGACUCAACUGACACCUGGAACGACCGAGUCAGCCAGAGAGAACAGAAAAUACUUUCCCGACUCCGCGUGGGGCACACCCGUGUGACCCACGCCCACAUCGUGUCCAACGUACCUCCAUCAGAAUGCGCGUCAUGUAACACCCGGCUCACCGUCGAGCACCUGCUCUGCAACUGCCGGGAGCUGGAUGACCUACGGCAACAACACAACCUAACCGGGUCAAUACGAGAUGUCCUGUCCAACGACCCAGCUCGGGAGGAGGCACUCAUCCUAUUCCUGAAGGAUGCCAACCUGUUCGACCGAAUGUAA
This is a messenger RNA of Topomyia yanbarensis, 1803 nucleotides long. RefSeq lists its product as uncharacterized. Gene Ontology annotation, molecular function: nucleic acid binding. The transcript has 3 exons. Lineage: Eukaryota; Metazoa; Arthropoda; Insecta; Diptera; Culicidae. The record is from RefSeq and is a predicted model, not a curated record. The coding region runs from base 1 to 1803 and encodes 600 amino acids.